CUGACCGGAAGAGUACUCGAGAGAGAAUUUUAUUCAUGUCCGGAAUUCCGGACAGGAACCGCCGUCCGGACGGUGGCGUUUGGCCGCCUUCCCGGUGACAUUUAGGUUCAUGUGAGAACUUAAUCUUGGGAGAGUAAAAAAGAAUGAAUAGGAACCAUUAGAUCAUCUUCUAAUUAUUGCGUGUGACUACUCUUCAUUAAGGGUAAAUGUGACAUUUAAUUAUCUUACCAUCCAAAGCACGUUUAUUCUUUCCUUAAUAUUUGCCUACAAUCAUGCACAAUCUCCAAUAUUAUUUAUUUAGUUUAUUACGUAUUGGUCAAGAAUGGUUGCCGGUAUAUUUUUCAUUCCCUUUCAACUUCAACCGCGCAGAGUCCCAUCUUCCCCUUAAUUACUCAACAGGUUUCGUAUCUUCUUCGGCCAGAGAUAGUCUGAGGAAAAAGCUAUGGCCGGUUAACAUUUCCGGUGAUAGGAUCCGCCUCGACGGACUUGUCCCUCCUCCGCCGGUGAUUGUUUCAGAGGACAGUAUUGGCGAAUUUUCGGUAAAUGAUGUGAGGAAGAUUCUGAGGUCUUCUCAAACGGAGAAGGUGAGGUAGAGGGUCAGCCGGUCAGGAAUAUUCCGGUGAAAUGGUUUCAUACUUGGAGUUUGUUAUUGUUUGUGGAUGCGGUUGUGGCAUGAGAUCGAUGGGCCUCGCAGCGACAGAGAGGAGAAUGAUGCUCUCGACUUUGGCCUUUCAAAACCUCUUGGAUCGGCAUUGAAAACAAAUUUCAAUGAAUGAACAGUUCUCGAUCAUUAUGAUGUAUUGUGUAUAUAUAUAUAUGUACACUCAAGAUUGUGUUUCAUUUUGUAGAAAUACUUCAAUAUUAAGACGGAGAACGUACGUGUGAUAUGUCAAAACACUUUAGAAUAAAAAUGCCUUUGUAGUGUUUUUCAUGUUUGAUAAUAUGUACAAUAUGCAUGAAGUGCACAUGGCAUCAAUUACAAGUGCAGUUAGCAAAUUAUAAAGUAGUGCAUCACAAAAAUGAAACAUUCUUCAUUUGAAGUAUAUAAAAACCAU
Molecule: messenger RNA, 1055 nt
Organism: Cuscuta epithymum
Lineage: Eukaryota; Viridiplantae; Streptophyta; Magnoliopsida; Solanales; Convolvulaceae
Source: the annotation of a GenBank genome assembly